Messenger RNA from Metschnikowia bicuspidata var. bicuspidata NRRL YB-4993, 1152 nucleotides. RefSeq names its product glycerol-3-phosphate dehydrogenase (NAD(+)) (gene GPD1). Lineage: Eukaryota; Fungi; Ascomycota; Pichiomycetes; Serinales; Metschnikowiaceae. The record is from RefSeq and is a predicted model, not a curated record. The transcript has a single exon. Gene Ontology annotation, molecular function: protein homodimerization activity; NAD binding; glycerol-3-phosphate dehydrogenase [NAD(P)+] activity. Gene Ontology annotation, biological process: carbohydrate metabolic process; glycerol-3-phosphate catabolic process. The coding region runs from base 1 to 1152 and encodes 383 amino acids. Gene Ontology annotation, cellular component: glycerol-3-phosphate dehydrogenase (FAD) complex; cytosol; nucleus.
AUGUCGUCGCCCGCCCAAAGAUUGCAGCACGUUUCGCAGAUUCUCGGCUCGGCGGCUCCCGCCGGGGCUCAGCCGCUGAAUCCCCCCACCCCCUUCCGGAUCGCCGUCAUCGGCUCCGGGAACUGGGGCACGACCGUCGGCAAGAUCCUUGCAGAGAACGCCGCCGCACGGCCCCGCAUGUUCAAGCACCAUGUGCAAAUGUGGGUCCACGAGGAGCAGGUGGCCGGCCGCAACUUGUCGGACAUCAUCAACCAGGACCACGAAAACGUGCGCUACUUGCCCGGCGUCAAGCUCCCGGCGAACUUGAGGGCCAGCGCCAGUCUCGUGGACGUGGCCAAAGACGCGGACUUGUUGGUGUUCAACUUGCCCCAUCAGUUUUUGCGCCGCAUCACUAGCGACUUGAAGGGCAAGCUCAAGCCGCGGUGCCGGGCCAUCUCGUGUCUCAAGGGCUUGCACGUGACGGGCUCGGGCUGCUCGUUGUUGAGCUCGUACAUCUCCGAACAGCUCGGCAUUGCAUGCGGCGCGCUAUCCGGCGCCAACCUGGCCCCGGACAUUGCCCGCUGCAAAUGGUCCGAGACCACCGUGGCCUACACGUUGCCUGCCGACUUUGCCGGUGCCGGCCACGACAUUGACUCCGACGUGUUGAAAGCUGCGUUCCACCGGCCGUAUUUCCACGUGAACGUGAUCGAGGACGUCGCUGGGGUUUCCGUCGCUGGCGCGUUGAAAAACAUCGUGGCCUUGGCGGUCGGCUUCGUCGAGGGCCUUGGCUGGGGCGACAACGCCAAGGCCGCCAUCAUGAGAGUCGGCUUGGUGGAAACCAUCAAGUUCUCGCAGAUGUUUUUCCCGGAGUCCGCGGCCGCGACCUUCACCAAGGAGUCUGCCGGCGUGGCCGACCUCAUCACCACGUGCUCCAGCGGACGUAACGUGAAGGUGGGGCGCCACAUGGCCGAGACGGGCGACGACGCCGAAACGGCCGAGAAGAAGUUGUUGAACGGCCAGUCGUCGCAGGGCGUGCUCACCGCCAAGGACGUGCACGACUUGUUGGUCACUGUGGACAAGACCGGCGAGUUCCCGUUGUUCGAGGCCACGUACCAGAUCAUAUAUGGUACCGAGAGCAUCGAAAACUUGCCGACGUUGUUGGGGCGGUGCUAG